CGGAAAAAGUGAACGUCCGACUUUGAAAAAAACUCUCUUUGUGUGUGACGCUGUUCAUCAUAGUUAUUUAAUCCUUAUUGAGUGACCCUGUAGUGACAAAGAAUGCAGAAUCAGGAGUCACAAUUGCCGCACAUGCCAGUGCCACCGCCAAAGAUGCCGGCUUCUUCAAGUCGCAUUCUUUACGAUAUACCUUGCAAAGUUUGUCGAGAUCAUUCUUCGGGAAAACAUUAUGGUAUAUUCGCAUGCGAUGGAUGUGCUGGCUUCUUUAAACGAUCGAUUAGAAGGAAUCGGCAAUAUGUGUGCAAGGCAAAGUCCGAAGGUGGUUGUAUGGUAGACAAGACACAUCGGAAUCAAUGUCGAGCCUGCAGACUAGCAAAGUGCAUUCAAGCCGGCAUGAACAAAGACGCCGUACAACACGAACGAGGUCCGCGAAAUUCAACAAUUCGUAGACAAAUGGCGUUAUACUUCAAAGAACCUGAAAUGAUAGCUAGCAUAGUGGCGCCGUCAGCAGCUUUAGACCUCGCUUUACCCAAAGCGCCGACCGAAUCACGCGUUUCUAUGCCUGGACCAUCGCCCCAUCCUUCCCUCACGCAUCCUGUAUAUUGCAACGCGUUGGCAAUGUCAAAGAUGCCACCUAAUAUAGCAAACUUACAUGCAAUGCCGAUUAUCCCUCCGAUCGCCGCCGAAUCUAUGUGCGAGCAGGCAGCGAGAUUACUGUUUCUGAACGUUCAUUGGGCACGAGAUCUGGCGGCGGGCACGAAUCUCGUCUUGGAGGAUCAAUUGACGCUGCUCGAAUGCUCCUGGCGCGAACUCUUUCUGCUGGCCGCGGCGCAAAUGUUACCGACUCUGGACCCUACGCCUCUGCUACCACCUCAAGGUAUCGGGCUGGCGAUCGAGGUUACUCGUUUCCGCGAGACUCUGGCUGGUUUUAACGCGAUGCAUCUAGACCAGCACGAGUUUGCCUGCAUCAGAGCGAUAGUGCUUUUUAAGGCCGGUUUGGACAGCGAAUCAGUGUCCAGCAACCGCAGCACCAGCAGCUCCAAUUCACCCGGUCCUGGAAGUCGGCUUAGAGAUCCAGCCUCCGUUGCCCGAUUAAGAGACAGUGCUCAACUGGCACUAGGACAGCGACUUAAUAGCGCUUCCUUGGGAGCAGGAACCCUCAGGUUCGGCAAAUUACUAUUGUUGCUGCCCAGUUUGCGGUCCGUAUCCACACACGCUAUCGAGGAACUUUUCUUUAGGCGAACCAUUGGUAUAAUCCCAAUCGAAAGGAUCAUCUGUGACAUGUACAAGGCACCGUAA
Camponotus floridanus (Florida carpenter ant) is the source of this 1299-nucleotide messenger RNA. It is a transcript of the gene tll, whose product is annotated as nuclear receptor subfamily 2 group E member 1. The record is from RefSeq and is a predicted model, not a curated record. Gene Ontology annotation, biological process: cell differentiation; anatomical structure development; positive regulation of transcription by RNA polymerase II. Gene Ontology annotation, molecular function: nuclear receptor activity; zinc ion binding; RNA polymerase II cis-regulatory region sequence-specific DNA binding. The transcript has 4 exons. The coding region runs from base 103 to 1299 and encodes 398 amino acids. NCBI's taxonomy places the organism in Eukaryota, Metazoa, Arthropoda, Insecta, Hymenoptera, Formicidae.